UUCUGCUCAGCACACUCCAGAGGAAUGGUAGCCGGCUACUUCUCCAGGCAACACUUUUUGGAUUAACUUGCUAACGUCAUUUGGCAGCCGGUUGUUCCGUUAAAAUAAUGAAUUUACUACCGUCAAAUCCUCACGGGAAUGGGCUCCUUUAUGCUGGAUUUAACCAGGACCAUGGAUGCUUUGCCUGUGGAAUGGAGAAUGGAUUCCGUGUGUACAACACAGAUCCUCUUAAAGAGAAGGAGAAACAAGAGUUCCUGGAGGGCGGGGUCGGCCACGUGGAAAUGCUGUUCAGGUGUAACUAUUUAGCUUUAGUGGGAGGAGGAAAGAAACCCAAAUACCCGACCAACAAAGUGAUGAUCUGGGACGAUCUGAAGAAGAAGACAGUAAUCGAGAUCGAGUUCUCGACAGAAGUCAAAGCGGUGAAGCUUCGGCGUGACAGGAUCGUGGUGGUCUUGGACUCGAUGAUCAAAGUGUUCACCUUUACCCACAACCCCCAUCAGCUGCACGUGUUCGAGACCUGCUACAACCCCAAAGGUCUGUGCGUGCUGUGUCCGAACAGCAACAACUCUCUGCUGGCGUUCCCCGGGACUCACUCAGGCCACGUUCAGAUAGUGGACCUGGCCAACACAGAGAAACCUCCAGUUGACAUCCCAGCCCACGAGGGGGCGCUGUGCUGCAUCGCCCUGAACCUGCAGGGCACGAGGAUAGCUACUGCAUCAGAGAAAGGGACUCUCAUUAGAAUUUUUGACACGUCCGCCGGUCAGCUCAUACAGGAGCUGAGACGAGGCUCACAGGCAGCCAACAUUUACUGCAUUAACUUCAACCAAGACGCGUCCCUCAUCUGUGUGUCCAGUGAUCACGGGACAGUGCACAUCUUUGCAGCUGAGGACCCAAAAAGAAACAAACAGUCGAGCUUGGCAUCAGCCAGCUUUCUCCCCAAAUACUUCAGCUCCAAGUGGAGCUUCUCCAAGUUCCAGGUCCCCUCAGGCUCUCCAUGUUUGUGUGCCUUUGGAACAGAGCCCAACGCUGUCAUAGCCAUUUGUGCUGACGGCAGCUACUACAAGUUCAUGUUCAACCAGAAGGGGGAAUGUUCCAGAGACGUCUACGCCCAGUUCCUGGAGAUGACCGACGAGAAAAUAUGACCUUUGACCCCCCCCCUCCCCCCCCUUGCAGACUGACUUAUUGCACACCCUGUUUUCUUUUUUUUUCCUUUUCUUUUUUUGUGGAGGGAGGAUAGUUCCCGCGCUGGCUGCACUUGUCUUUAUCUUGACAGACUCUGUUGUAAAGAGCAUCAGAUGAAGGGGGGACGGAGAAAGAGAAGCACAGACUCAAGGGAGAGCAAAGAACAAAUGGACAUAGACUCGUGAGGACGGUCUCUGGACAGAGGGACACGGGUGCUGACUUGACUCCCAAAACCAAACACACACACACACACACAAAAAAAAGAGGGAAAGCUAUUUUUGUUUUUUGUUUUUGAAAGGACAACUCCGCUUUUUAAGACGUCUUCCAAGGACUUUACAAUGGAUGGCUAUUUUUAAUCACAUAGAUGAUUCCUGACAGGCAGACGAAUUGAAAACAUUGAGAUUUUUGUCAACUAACACCACCUAGCCUAACUAUAGGGAGUGCCUCUGAACUGAGUCGAGACUGGAGAGAAUCUGUACGUGUUCACAUUAUUAUCGUCGUCAAGUAUACAUACGUGUUCGUGUAUAUACAAAUGUACCAUAAUCGGCGUUCGCUAAGCAGGAUCGGAACCAACUACCUUACACUGUUUUUUUUCCCCCCAGCUGUGAACAUCAGUGAAGGAACACCUGGAAACAUUUGAAGACACCAAUCCUGCGUUGCUAAACGUCACCUUUAGUAUUACUAGAUUUUCUUAUAUUCACUGUAUAAACACGAAGCGCCAGACUGAACUUUAACUACAUAGAAUUGUACAGAAUAGUAGCAAGAAAAAAAAAAACCUGAUCGUUUUUUGUUUUGUUUCACUGCUUCCUUUUUUUUCAUAAAUUGUGCAAUAUGUUUUUUCCCUAAUUUUUUUUCUUCGUAAAAGGGCUUUAAAAUUUGAGUUUGUAUCUAAAGAUGAAUGCUUAAAGAAAUAGUUGGAGGAAAUAUGUUUUAUUCGUUUUAUUUUUCAAGAGCUAGAUCAGAAGAUUGUACGCUAAAUAUGAAGCUACAACCAUUAGCUAGCUUAGCAGAGAGAAUGGAAAUGGGGGAAACGGCUAGAGCGCAAAGUUCACAAACCAUAUAUUGUAUGUUUUGUUCUUACAAAAAGUGAAUGAUUAAACAUGUGAUGGACUUUUUCUUGGCCAAGUUAGACAAACAAAAUAUAAUGUGUUGCAUAGUGAUCUUAAGAAACGUUGGUAGGCGAAUUUAGAGCCAGGCUAGCCGUUUCCUCCCAGCUUUAUGCUAAGCUAGGCUAACCAGAUGCUAGUUUUAGCUUUAUGUUUACCCUACAGGUAUGUGAGGCGUCAAUCUUCUCGUCUAACUCUCGGGAAGAAAGUUAAAAAAGCGUAUUUUUUCCAAUAAUGUCCAACUAUUUUUUUUAUGUUUGCUGUUCCACCCGAACAAGAGAACUUAAGAGCCAAACACAGUUUCCAUCUUGAAUGACAAAGAUGAGACUCAGUAAAUUUUGUUCUUAACAGCCCAGAUCAACUGUAAAAAAUGUGAAUAUUUCAAACUUGAUUGCACUUCAUGAUUAAUGUUAAGACAUUAGCAGCCCGAUAUGAUUACAUCAGAAAUGAUCUGAAGGAUGCUUACUGCACACAUCCUGUUUGUUGGCCAGUGUGGCUCUCCAGUCACAGCUCUAGGGUACAUUUUUGUUUAAAUCCCGGCAAACGCUCAUCACUUUUAGAGUGUUUUUUGUAUGUCAGCGUGUCUCUGUAAAUCACUUCACCCCGCUUCUAACAGCAUAGAUCCAUUCAGCUAACACAAAUCAGGGAAUCUGAAGUGCUUUGUUGAACUCUGUCGCCAUAAACAAGGAAGGUCUGUUCAGGUGUGUAUCCACCACAGUUAGACCCUGUGUGUAAGCAGAACUGUGUUAAUUUAUCAUAUGUUUUCAUUCAUGUUAUUUGACAGCAGUUUUGUUGAUUUUUAGCGCAAAAACACAUUUUCGUUUGUGUCGCUUUCUGCUUCAGAUUGUACAUUUGCAGGUUCCCCACACACACACACACAUACAGCACUUGGCGGUCACUGACUACAGGAGGGAUGCUGCACAAAACUGCAAAGCCAACUUGUUUCUGACACAUUUGGAAUGAUUGUAAAAAAAAAAAAUAAACCCGCAUUUAAAUUUGUGAAUAAAAUUUAACACCUGCUUUUACAGUUAAAAUUUACGAGCUCUUUUCAUGCUUGUUGAAAGUGUGUAGCUUCAGGCUCGAUAACAUCUGAUAGCUU
Scomber scombrus (Atlantic mackerel) is the source of this 3387-nucleotide messenger RNA. RefSeq names its product WD repeat domain 45B (gene wdr45b). NCBI's taxonomy places the organism in Eukaryota, Metazoa, Chordata, Actinopteri, Scombriformes, Scombridae. The coding region runs from base 108 to 1142 and encodes 344 amino acids. Gene Ontology annotation, molecular function: protein binding; phosphatidylinositol-3,5-bisphosphate binding; phosphatidylinositol-3-phosphate binding. The transcript is spliced from 10 exons. Gene Ontology annotation, cellular component: extrinsic component of membrane; cytosol; phagophore assembly site membrane. Gene Ontology annotation, biological process: protein localization to phagophore assembly site; protein lipidation; autophagy of mitochondrion. The record is from RefSeq and is a predicted model, not a curated record.